Molecule: messenger RNA, 2316 nt
Organism: Pygocentrus nattereri (red-bellied piranha)
Lineage: Eukaryota; Metazoa; Chordata; Actinopteri; Characiformes; Serrasalmidae
Gene: asb5a
Product: ankyrin repeat and SOCS box containing 5a
Exons: 7
Coding region: 427-1293 (288 amino acids)
Biological process (GO): intracellular signal transduction; positive regulation of protein catabolic process; protein ubiquitination
Molecular function (GO): protein binding
Source: RefSeq, a predicted model, not a curated record
UGGACCCAAAUAUGUUUAUCAUAGUGGUGUGGUACACGCAGGACAUUGUGAGGCAAAACAGACCCCAAUGAAAAUGUAUUUUGUAUAGAGUUUCCACUAUUUUACCAUUAUCACCUUGAUCCCUGGCUCCUAUCACCACCACUGUAAGGAAAUAAGAGUCUCUACAAAGAGCAAUUUCACACAAACCACUGAAUGACUUUCACCUAUAAGUGUGACUUUACUGUUUUGGUACUUUAUUGGAAUGACUGCUUCAUAUCAAGAUACAUAUUGAAAAGAGUGUGAUGUUAUAUUUUGUGCAAUAUCGCCCUCAUUUCAGCUCUUGUGGAGACAGUUAAAGACAGUAUUAGGCAGUUUGCGCUGUGCUGCUGUGUUAGGCUGAAGUGCCACUUGCUCAACAGCACACAUUUGUGUAAAUGAAAGAGAAAGAUGGAGGAAGAGCACGAUGAUGAUGAUGAUGUUUGGAACGCAUCCGCAGUUAUUCUGGAUAUUGACUCAGGGUCGUGGGCUGACCGCUCCCCACUGCAUGAUGCUGCAAGCCAGGGACGACUUCUGGCCUUGAAGACUCUCAUUGCCCAGGGCCACAGUGUGAACGCGCUGACGAUAGACCAUGUGAGUCCUCUCCAUGAAGCCUGCAUCGGGAAUCAUGUGUCCUGUGCAAGAAUGCUCAUCGAUGCUGGAGCCAACGUAAAUGUUACAUCCAUUGACGGUGUGACCCCCCUGUUUAACGCCUGUUCGACCGGCAGUGUGACGUGUUUGGAGCUACUGUUGGAAUGUGGAGCCAGACCACAGGCCAUGGCCCCGUGCCAACCGUCCCCCAUCCAUGAAGCAUCCAGCAGAGGCCACAGUCAGUGUGUGGAGGUGCUGAUCUCAUGGGGUGCAGAUGUGGAUUAUGAAACCCGCAACAUGGGCACUCCCCUCUACACGUCCUGCCGAUGCAGAGAGUUUGUCUGCGCUCGCAAGCUGCUGGACGGAGGAGCGAAUGUUCAGAGAGGCAGGCUGAUGGAGACUCCUCUGCACGCAGCAGCUCAGCGGGACAGCGUGGGAAUUGUGAAGCUGUUGCUGGAGUUUGGUGCUGACGUUAAUGCUCGAAACUUGAGCUUUAAACGGCCGGUGGAGGUGGCACCUCCUGGAGGACUCACUGAGGGAUUCUUGCUAAUAUAUGAGGCCACGCCCCGGUCUCUGAGCCAGUUUUGCCGUCAGCAAAUAAGAGAGUGCCUGGGUCGAACCAGACUCCACCUCAUUCCACACCUACCCCUCCCUAAAGCACUCAAGAAAUUCCUGCAGUACAGAUAGCAUUAGAGAUAACAUUGUCAUGUACACUGAGUGUCCAGGUUAAUAUCUCCACUUUCCUUGGACCUACACGGAUUGUCCAGUUUAUCAGAAACCUCUACUAAAUAGCUCCAGAUGUACGUCUACAUCUUGCACCUUUAUGGUAGGUGUUUCUAAUAAACUGGCCAAUUAGUGUAAAUAGUGGAUAGAAAAAGCUGGCAACUCUGUGUGCAUCAGCUUGCUAUAUAUUACUGCUAUAUACUUUUGUUUUCUUUAAAAAAUUAAGAUGAGUUACUGAAACAAUGUAACCUUGAUGUGACGGUGGAAAGACACAGAUACAUAAGCUAUGCAAAACAUUUGAAAAGCUGAUGCCUCAUAUGGAAAAGGAGUGUGUGUGUAAACUGUACUUAUCUGACACAUUUGAAAAUUCUUUAGUGUUUUAAGUAUAAUUUGGAAUUAAACAGAAUAUUUCAAAUAUAUUUCACACAUAUAAAAUACAUGUCCAUGUAUUUAUUUUCCAUAUAGGACAGAUUCAUGAAUUUUAUGUUCUAGUUUGAAUUCACAUAUGUUGUACAUUCUUUUGGAGCCCCUGUCAAGGAAUGCCCACAAAUUAAUAUAUUGAGGCCACUAGCAAUUUAUUGGCCACAAUAUAGUAAAUAGUAGCUUCAGUAUGUUAAUUUGUAGCCUCAGGUUAUUUAUUUGUGGCCUUAAUAUAUUCAUUUGUGGCUUGAAAAUUAUUAAUUUGUGGCAUCUACAUAUGUAUUUGUGGCCUCAAUAUAAUAUUGUUUGGCCCCAGUAUAGCAUUUAGUGACCACAAUAUUAACGUAUGGCCUGAAUAUAGUGAUUCCUAGCCUCAAGAUAUCAAUUCUUGACCUCAAAAUAUUAAUUCAUGGCCUCAAUAGUAACUUAUGGCUUGAGUAUAUUAACAUGUGGCCUUUGUCUUAUUGAAAAAUAAUCUCCAUGUCACCUUAGGAGCUCCGUACAUUAUGUUCAGGAGAGCGUAAUUACUCUUGGCCAUACAUAAUUCAAUAAACAUCUCUGUCACAG